AUUGAGUCUUCAUUAAACACCCAUCUUGAAAGAAAACAAUCCUCCUUCUUUAGCUGAUAGUUCCUCACAAAUUAUAUACCUUUCUUAAUGGCUGCUCAAAACCAAGUACAAAUUACCAUCCCUAAACAACAUGAUGACCAAAACCAAGCCCCUGAAGAGGAUUUUGACUACUCUCAAAGAGCACAAUGGCUUCGAGCAGCUAUAUUAGGAGCCAAUGAUGGAUUAGUAUCAGUUGCAUCUUUGAUGAUGGGUGUUGGAGCUGUUCAAGAAAACGUUAAGACCAUGAUCCUUACUGGUUUUGCAGGGUUGUUUGCCGGUGCAUGUAGCAUGGCUAUAGGAGAGUUUGUCUCUGUGUACUCUCAACUAGACAUAGAGUUAGCUCAAAUGAAGAGAGACAAAACAACAGGAGGACAGAACAAAGAACAUCAACAGCACGAAGUAGAAGAAAGUAACAAGGAACAGCUGCCAAAUCCAUUUCAGGCAGCCGGAGCCUCGAGUAUUGCAUUUUCAUUGGGUGCUAUUGUGCCAAUUCUUGCAGCUGCAUUUAUAGCAGAUCAUAAGGUGAGGCUAGCUGUGAUUGUGGCUGCAGUGAGCUUAGCAUUGUUAGCAUUUGGAGGAGUUGGUGCUUUUCUGGGCAGAAGUCCUAUGGUCAAAUCUUGUGCCAGAGUUUUAAUUGGUGGUUGGAUGGCCAUGGCCAUUACCUUUAGCCUCACUAGAUUGAUUGGCUCUAUGGGCUUGGAAAUGUGAUGGGGACUCUAUGUUCUGUUCCCUGUCCUAGCUAAUUUAGUUUUAUCUGCUCAAGAAAUUGAUGUUGCACGUCAAAUAAAUUUCCUUUUGUGUAAUGACUGGAGUGAAAUCUUAAGAAUGUAUUGAAGGUCAAUUUAUUAUGUUA
Molecule: messenger RNA, 892 nt
Organism: Nicotiana attenuata
Lineage: Eukaryota; Viridiplantae; Streptophyta; Magnoliopsida; Solanales; Solanaceae
Product: vacuolar iron transporter homolog 4-like
Exons: 1
Coding region: 88-747 (219 amino acids)
Biological process (GO): intracellular manganese ion homeostasis
Cellular component (GO): membrane
Molecular function (GO): manganese ion transmembrane transporter activity; iron ion transmembrane transporter activity
Source: RefSeq, a predicted model, not a curated record